Molecule: messenger RNA, 6051 nt
Organism: Notechis scutatus (mainland tiger snake)
Lineage: Eukaryota; Metazoa; Chordata; Lepidosauria; Squamata; Elapidae
Source: RefSeq, a predicted model, not a curated record
CCCCUGAUUUGAUUCGUUUGGAGAUUCGGGGUGCCCUUUUAAGACAAAGCUUCCAUCCCUCUCAGGCUCUCCUUCUGGGAAAAACAGUCCCGUUGCCAAGUUGUGGCCCUUCGUUUCCCGAAUCUCUGGCAUUUGGAGAGAGAGGGAGGGAGGGAAGGCCCUUUGCGAGCCUCUUUCCAGGGAUGUCUGCAAAACGGGCCUCGACGCCGAGCCUUCAGUUCCAAGGUCCCUCAGAGCAGGGAGCUCCCCGCGGAGCGAAAAUGGAAGACGAGGAGCCCGAAACGCCGGAUCCGGAGGAAAAGUGGAGGGGCAAAGCGAUGGCUUCUCGCCGCUCUCGAGAAAAAAACGAGAGGCUGCUCAAAGCGAGGACGGCCCAGCACAAAGUCCAUCACAACGCCACUCGUUCCCCUCGUUCGGGGUGGAGGAGUCUACUGCGCCCCACCGAGUUACAAGACCGGCGGAGAUUCUCUCCCUCCGCGGAGGGGCCGGCGGUCACCCGCCUGUGGCCCAGGGGUGGCCGCGCCAGCCGGCACCCUGUGGUCCUGAGCGAGGAAAGCUCGGAGCCCCAAAACCUCUUGGACGCGGGAGAAAUUGGGGAAUCGGGGAUGGUGAAGGUGAAGGAAGAAAUUCUGGGAGACGACUCGGCCAGCAUGGAGAUGAAACGCCAACGUUUCCGCCAGUUCCGCUACCAGGAGGCCGAAGGCCCUCGUGAGGUCUGCAGCCAGCUCUGGUAUCUCUGCCACCGGUGGCUGAAGCCGGAGAGACACACCAAGGAGCAGAUCCUGGAGCUGCUGAUCCUGGAGCAGUUCCUGGCCAUCCUGCCCCCGGACAUCCAGAGCUGGGUCCGGGAACACGAACCCGAGACCUGCUCUCAGGCGGCUUCCUUGGCUGAGGAUUUCCUGCAGAUGCAGCGGGAAGUGGAGAGGAAAGAACAGCAAGUGCUCGGGCUGUUUGAGAUGGAUAACGAGGUUUCUCCAGAGGCCGAGGCUGAACAGCCUCCAUCCGUCGCGGUGCCAGAGCCUCUUUUCCGAGAAGCCAAGCGAGAAACCGACGAAGAGGAACACAGCAAUUUAGGAUCUCUCAGGCAGGUGGAACCGCGGAGAGGGCCCCCUCUCCCCCUUUAUCCAGAAGAGGGCAGCUCGGAUGACGAAGGCCUGCUGGACCUGGUCUACGCCACCAACCUCGAGCUCCACAGCCGGCGGCCUCCCCGUCGAACCCGCCUCAUCCGGAUGCGCACCCACGAGCUCCAGGUGUCCGACGAGGAAUGCCUGACCCGCUUCCGGCUGGACCGCCAGGCCAUCCAGGACCUGUGCACUCUCUUGGCCCCCUACCUGGAUGGGGCAUCUGCGAGUCGCCGGCACAUCCCGACGUUGCAGAAAGUCCUGAUAGCCUUGCAGGUUCUCGGCACGGGCUCCUUCCAGCGGAUGACAGGAGAUAACCUGCGGGUGUCCCAGUCUUCCGUCAGCCGCUGCUUGGAUGCCUUCCUGGAGGCCAUGUUGCGCCACGUCCACGAGCACAUCACCUUUCCCACCACUGACUCGGAGCUGCGACGGACCAGGGAGGCCUUCUUUGACAUCGCAGGGUUCCCCAACGUCAUUGGGAUUGUGGACUGCACCCACGUGCCUAUCAUCGCCCCCGCAGACAUGCCGGCGCUGUACCGGAAUUGCCACAACUUCCACAGCCUGAACGUGCAGGCCACUUGCGACGCCUCGGGUUGCUUCACUCACGUCUUGGCCAAGUUCCCCGGAAGCGUCCACGACGCCCGCAUCUUCCAACUCUCCCAAUUGCAAAGGCUGCUGGAGUCGUGGCCGGAAGGGAAGGGGUGGCUUCUGGGCGACUCGGGGUAUCCUUUGCGGCCUUUCCUCAUGACCCCGCACCCUGACGACGGCCCUGAGCCCGUGGCGCGCUACAACGCAACCCACAAGACGACGCGGAUGGUGGUGGAGACGGCCUUCGGGCAGCUCAAGAUGAGGUUCCGCUGCCUUCACUCCACAGGGGGGCGCUUGAUGCUCCGCCCGGAGAAAGUGGCGAAGGUUUUUGUCGUCUGCGCCAUGCUUCACAACAUGGCCUUGAGGCGCCAGCUGCCCAUCAUCAAUGGAGGACAAGGGGUGGACACUGAGGUCCCUGUGCCUCCAUACCUGGAGACCGACACCAUGGUCGAACAAGAUCCUCAGGGAGUAGAAGUCCGGGAUCAGAUCAUUAGCACUUAUUUCUCACAAUGGGAGUCUUUGCAGCCGGACUGGUGGAAAAAAAAGGGAUGGGGAGAUCGCCGUGCAUGGGGGGAAAAAUCUCCAAGGAUGAAAAGGGAAGAAGAAGGGAUGCUUAGUUGUCUGCCAGGAGAGCCAUCCAAGCCAGCUGGAGAAAUCCUUCACGGGGUCAUCGUAGAUUGCAAGACCAGAGUGGACUUCAGAGGACGAGGCAAAUCUCUGGAUGGAGAUACGGGGAGAUCCUGUGGACAGGCCAUCCUGCCUCAGGUGAAGGGAGAAUCAGAAGAGGAUCUAACCCAGAACUGGGAAGUCCAAUGGAAGACUUUUUUGAGGACCAUGGAGUCCUCUCACUCGGACUGGGGAAUGACCCAUUUCCCAGAGGACCCUUCCUUGUGGGAAGAUGCCAAGACCUUCCUGGGCUCCUUCGAGCAAGUAGCUGAGGCUUGUUGCUGGCCCAGGGAGCAGUGGGUAGCCCGGCUCUUGCCCGCCCUCAAUGGAGAAGCCAGGCAGGCCUUCGAUAAACUGGAAUCUGGAGGCCGAGAGGAUUAUGGGAAAGUGAAGGCGGCCAUCUUGCGAGAGGAGGCUCUAAGCAGAGAGAAGAUUCGCCGGCGCUUCCGGCAGUUUAGCUACUGGCAGGCCGAUGGGCCAAGAGCCGUCUAUGCCCAACUGCGGGAUCUCUGCCGCCAGUGGCUGAAGACCGAGAAGCACAGCAAAGAGCAGAUUGUGGAAUUGCUGGUCUUGGAACAAUUUCUGGCUAUCCUCCCCCCGGAAAUGCGGAGCUGGGUGUGUGAAUGCAGCAUGGAGACCUGUGCCGAGGCCGUGGCCCUGGUGGAGGAUUUCCUCUCAAGGCAGCAAGAGGCUCGGAGGCAAGAAAAGCAGAGCGUCUUGGAGGAAGCCCAGGCUGUUUUUUCCUGGACUCCAGCUGAGCCCGGACAGAGGGCUCUCUAUGUCGAAUCAACGCUGGAAGAGAGUGAUGGACAGGCCACCUUGUUAGGAAGUCCACUCUUACCCCAAAGUGAGGUUUGUUGGCUGGGAGAGAAAAACAAGACAUUUUUUCAGAGUUCAGAAGAAGCGAAACCUCCAGAAGGUGUCUCCGAGAAAGAAGAUGGAGGUGAAACACGCCAAGGGUUAGAAAGAGCCAGAUGCGAAGGCCUGAGAGAAAUCGCCUGGAAUCCAGACGGUUCACAGAUGCAGGAAGGUGCAGAUGCAGGAAGGGCGGGAGAAAAGGCUAAAUCUGUGUCGGAUCGGACCGCUGAUGUGGACGAGGUUCCAUUUCCUCAGGAAAAGCAGCGGAAGAAGAGGAAAAACCAGUGCCUCGUUGUCAUCCCAGAAGAGAGACCCAGUAAAAACUCAGCCUUCGGGAAGGGGGUCCCCCUCUAUCAAAGACUCCAUAGCCGAGAACUGCCCCAUAAAUGCCUGGACUGCGGAAAGGGCUUUGGUCAUAAAGCGAACCUUACAUCCCACCAGAGAGUCCACCGGCUGGAGAAGCUCUACGACUGCUCCAACUGUGGCAAGACUUUCCUUCGUAAGUCCAUCUUGGAGAUGCACUUGAGGAUGCACACGGGCCAGAAGCCCUUCAGCUGCUCUGACUGCGGCCUAAGCUUAAGCGCCCAUUCGAGCCUCGUCAGGCAUCAGCGGAUCCACACCCGGGAGAAACCCUACAAGUGCUCCGAGUGCGAGAAGAGCUUCAGUCAGAACUCGGACCUGAUCCGGCAUCAGCGGCUCCACACGGGGGUCAAACCCUAUCGGUGCCCUGAAUGCGGGAAGAGCUUCAGCCGGGGAGAUUGCCUGGCUACCCAUCAGAAAAUCCACGUGGGGAAAGAGCAAGGCGGGAAUCAGACCGUAGCAAAGGCUUUUGUGAUCAAUCAAGUCCUCUUCAGCACUUGGGGGCGGGUUUUAAAGGGCAUUUUUAAAAAAAGAAAAAGAAAAAGCAGACGAGUUCGGCUGCCUAGAAUAGACGGCGGGGAACCUUUUCCUGUUUCUCCGCGCGGAAAAGCUACAACCAGCGGAGCCCGAGCGCGGCGCGCGCGCCAAGGUUGCCGUGGUGGAUACACAAAGCUAAAAGUAAAUCCAGUCAACCUUGGUGGGAAUUCUUGGGAGUGUGAAGCAUUCAGGACUCCAGGCAAAAGACGAGCCCUUAAUUGCGAAUUGCAGCACAACUACUUUCAGGAAUCGGCAAAAGAACACAAAAUGGAGUCUAGAAGUCCAGAUUGCUCCAACGCCACCCAGUCUUUCUGGGACUCUGAACUGGGACUGCUGCGUGUCAUCAUCAAGGAGGAAGAUGACGGUGAAGAGGCCCUUCCGUCAGAAGACUGGAUGGCAAGAUCAACCACAGAGGAAGGUUUCCUCCCCGAAAGCUUCACUUCAGAGCAUCAGCUGAAACGUUCGCCAGCAAGUUCUCAAGACAGUAAUUUUCCUCCGGUGGAAGUGGCAGAUAACAUCCAGAUUAAAGAGGAACCCACCGAGGUGUCCGUAACGAUACUCGAGCAUCCGAACACCGAAGGGACGAGCGCGAAUAAGUGUGCCCUGUGUGGGAAGACUUUCAGUUGCAAGUCAGAUCUCACCAGGCACCAGAGGACUCACACAGGUGAGAAGCCCUACCGAUGUUUCGAGUGCGGGAAAAGCUUCAGCCGAGGCGAUUAUCUGAUUCUGCACCAAAAGCUUCACCGGGGGGAGAAACCAUACAAGUGCUCAGAGUGCGGCAAGGGCUUCUACCGAAGCACCCGGCUGAUUUCCCAUAAAAGGGUCCACCUGGCCGAGAAACUGUACAAGUGUUUCCGUUGUGGCAAGAGCUUCGGCGACGAGGCCAAGCUCGCCCAACACAAGCAGGCCAAGCACACGAACGAGAGGCCGCACACCUGUGCCGAGUGCGGCAAGAGCUUCCGACGGAGCACCCACCUCACCCGGCACCUGAAAAUCCACACCCGCAAAGCCCGUUAUCGCUGCCUGCAGUGUGAGAAGACCUUCACUUGUCGAAAGCAUCUCCUGUCCCACGAACGGACUCACACGGGGGACAAGCCGUACAAAUGCCUGGAUUGCGGCAAGCGGUUCAGUUUCAGCGGGAACCUCGCCUCGCACCUGCGGAUGCAUACGGGGGAGAAGCCCUACUUGUGCCUCGAGUGCGGGAAGAGCUUCAGCCGGAGUGCCCACCUCACGUUGCACCAGAGGACCCACACCGGGGAGAAGCCGUACACCUGCCUGGAGUGCGGGAGAGCUUUCAGCCAGAGCAGCAACCUCACGUCCCAUCAGCGCAUCCACACCGGGGAGAAGCCCUACGAGUGUCCCAUCUGCGGGAAACAGUUCUCACGGGGCGACUCGCUGGUCUCGCAUCAGAGGAUCCACGCUGCGGAAAUUGUCUGAUCCGGGGUUUGAAUGGCGUUUGACGCAACAGAGUCUCUCUCUCUCUCUCUGCAGUAAGCUUCAAUGGCGAAGGGGGAAAAAUGGAGAAAAAAAGCUGACUCUCGCUUCAUGUCCAAUAAUCAAGCGUGCUUCUGAAGCUUCUUCAUUAUCGUCUUUCGAGCUUCUCAAACGGUGGCGGUUGUCCCAAAGUUGCUUUUCUCCAAAGGGCAACUGGACUUCUUUGGUUUAUUUUUAUUUUUUUUUACCCUUGAAAACAUUUUGCUUCUCAUCCAAGAACUUCAGAGUAGGAAGUUCUUCAAAAACAGAAGCUUCUUGGAUGAGAAGUGAAAUGUUUUCAAGGGGGGGAAAAAACCUCCCAAGGAAGUCCAGUUGUCAUUUGGAAAAACACCUUUGGGACUUCUUCAUUUGUUACAUACAUGGACGAACAGACUUAGAAAUCAAGGAUAGGGUAUCAUAUGUUAUAAAGAAGGGGUUGUCAAACUCA